CUUUCAUUCCAGACUUUACAACAGUACAAUUGCAGGCCAAUUGUUUCGUCUUUCCUUUACUUUCAUUUAAUCACUCACUCACUUACAUACCAACCCACCACCACCACCAUGCACUUCAAACAAACCCUCGCAACAGCCUCGCUGUCCCUCCUCCUCAGCACCAACACCGUCCUCGCCAAGGAAAUUCCCCCCAACGUCGCCGCUUUCUACACGCACGUCAAGAACUCCGGCGACUGUUCCGGCUCCGACCUCCUGCAAGGCGGUUUCCACGACACCGACGAAGGCGCGACCGACUACAGCUACUGCAGCCGGUACAUGGGCGAAUCGGGCUUCUACCUGAAAGGGCCCGGCAAAGAGCUCGUGAACAUGGACAUCGACUGCGACGGCGAGCAAACCUCCGGUGACGGCCGCUGCGGCAGUUCGCAGGACACUCAGGGCCAGACGUCUUUCAAAGACGAGGUCUCCAAGUACGGCAUCAGCGACCUGAACGCCUACAUCCACCCGUAUGUGGUGUUGGGCAACGAAGGCGACUACGACCCGACCUUCGAUCCGCGCGCGCACGGCGUCGAGCCCCUGAGUCUCGUGGCGGUCGUGUGCAACGGCAAACUGAUCUACGGGAUCUGGGGCGAUACGAACGGCGACGAUGGCAAGCCGCUUGUGGGCGAGGCCAGUCUGGCGACCGCGACGGCUUGCUUUGGCGAGGAUAUGAACGGGAACAGCGGCCAUGAUGAGAAGGAUGUUUUGUACAUCGCAUUCUCUGGAAAGGAGGCUGUUCCUGGCGACGAGGCCAAGUGGGAUGCGGAGAGCUAUGAGGAGUUCGAGGAGAGUAUCACUGCGCUGGGUGAUAAGUUGGUCGCCGGGCUGGGCAAGGGUAUGACUUCGAGCUUCCAUGGUAACGCUACUACUAUGCGCAUGCGUCGGUUCCACCAUGUUUAGGUCAGUCUGGACUCUGAAGUUUGGAUUGGCUUGGAGGCGGGGAGAGUGGACGGGUUGAUCUACGGUGUGGCUAGUGGGUGACGGGCGGUUGGUUGGCUGAUCUGUAGAAUAUUUGAAC
Aspergillus melleus is the source of this 1054-nucleotide messenger RNA. RefSeq names its product glycoside hydrolase family 75 protein. The coding region runs from base 109 to 936 and encodes 275 amino acids. The record is from RefSeq and is a predicted model, not a curated record. The transcript has a single exon. NCBI's taxonomy places the organism in Eukaryota, Fungi, Ascomycota, Eurotiomycetes, Eurotiales, Aspergillaceae. Gene Ontology annotation, molecular function: chitosanase activity.